This is a messenger RNA of Uloborus diversus, 1849 nucleotides long. RefSeq lists its product as uncharacterized. The transcript has 8 exons. Lineage: Eukaryota; Metazoa; Arthropoda; Arachnida; Araneae; Uloboridae. The coding region runs from base 269 to 1714 and encodes 481 amino acids. The record is from RefSeq and is a predicted model, not a curated record.
UACUCUUUAAAUUAGGAAUGUUACAAAGCUUUGACAUUAUGUUUGUAUUUAAAAUUAAUCAUUCUUAAUCUUGUAAUUUUAAGAAAUCCUUAACAUGUUUUCAAUUGUUCUGAUUUCCCCCCUUAAAUGUUUCUAGCUGGUGUUUCCAUUCAAUAGAAAUCAAAUCAGCUGCCCAUGUAAAACGAUAGCAGGAAGUUUUAAAGUUUUUUUUUCCUUUUAAUCGUUUGAAAUAAAUGAAUUUCCUGUAUUUGAAAACUUUUAAACAAGAAUGAAUAGUGCAGAAGUAUCCACUUCAUUUACCAGUCCACUGACUGCUAGGAUGCAAAAUUCUACAACGCCACUUCGAAUGAAACGCAAGACAUCCAGACGAGAUUUGGGUUUGAAUGUGAGUGCGUCAUGUUCCACUCCAAGGGGACACCGAUUAGGAACUCUAAAUUCAUGUUUUAACUCGCCAACUGCAGGAUCAUCUAUUCCGUGCUCGCAAGAUAGCCCUGAUGUCGUCUGGGAUUACACCUCUCCAAAGCUUCCUAAAGGUGCUAAAAGAAGAGAGAUCAAUAUUACUAUUGAAGAAUUUCUUAAAAAUCUCAAUCAGAAACAAAUUCCUGAUUGUAAUUCUCAAGCAUCUCAUCAUAUAAAACUAUUAGAAAAGUGGAUGGCUCAUCAAACCACUGUUUCCACUACGAAAAACACGCACAAAACAGUCAAAUUGGAAAGUAAGAAGCGUUCAAAACGGGUGAUUGCAGAGAUAAAGCAGUUCAUGGAAUCAAUUCAAAAUAAAAAACAGGACUUUAAAUCCCCAGAAUCAAGGCACAUCAGUGAACUGCAGAAUAAUGAACAAGAUGCAAGGAGUGGAAAUACUUCAUUUACAAAUAUUGAUAAAAAGUCAUUUAUUGAAGGUGCAAGUGGAAGUGAUUCAGCAGAUGAACUAUGGGGUGAUCUUGAUAACAGUUUCAUGGUAAAAGCAACACAACUCUUAGAAGACACUAAUCCUGGUUGUAAAAAUCAAAAUUUAGAUCUUUUAUCAACAAUACCCGAAACAGUUCCUAGUGCUCAGAUUUUGAAUCCAGCUCCUUUGGCAAUAGACAGUCUUGCAGAAACUGCAGCAGAACCCAAUUGUUUGAGUACUUUACAAAAUCACAAAGAUCUUGAAAAUCAGACUGAAUUCAUGUUGACCCAGUUAUUAAACUGUGAGUGGGACACUGAUUCAGAAGAUAAUUGGGACAAUGGUUUUAUUUUGGAAGAUGACGAUUUAAGCCAAAUUCCAGAAGAAGUUUUGUCAGGAAAUAUUGGGAAAAACAAUGUUGCUGAUAGCAUGAAUAGGCAGAAAGAAUCGUGUGCAGAACCUUGUGAUGUACGUUUAAAUGAUGUACAGUUCGACGAUGAAUUAUUUAAGGAAGAAUUGGAAGAAAUGGUGAAUAAAAAUAAAACUUGUACCACCUCCAGUAAAGAUGCUCCAGUAAUUUCUUUGUCCGAAUCAACUGAAAACAAUAGCGGAGAUAUAUUCAAUAACUUUGAUGAUGUUAAUUUUGAUGAUGAAUCUAUUCUAAGCAAACCGGAAGUUUUAUCUUGGAUAGAUGAAGUUGAAAAUCAACUAACUCAAAAGGGAUCACAAGAAGGACCAAAAUGUACUCCCGAGGAGAUAAAGAAAAAGAAAGAUGAAGCCCUUCGAAAACGUCAAAACAAGCAACUGUCUUCAAAGCCCCUAUCAAGAUAAAUUUGUUUAUUGUUUAUAAAUUAAUAUUUUAAGCCAAAUGUAAUAAUUUUGACUGAUGGUCCAUUUUUUAUGUGAGAUGAUGGAGCAGAAUUAUUUUUUCAUGUAUCAGAAAAUUUAUUAAAGUAUUUUAUAGAA